Molecule: messenger RNA, 799 nt
Organism: Solea solea (common sole)
Lineage: Eukaryota; Metazoa; Chordata; Actinopteri; Pleuronectiformes; Soleidae
Product: cytochrome c oxidase subunit NDUFA4-like
Exons: 4
Coding region: 323-577 (84 amino acids)
Source: RefSeq, a predicted model, not a curated record
AGUCCUGUAACCAAACCUACGCCCUUAACAGUCGGUUCCUCGCACUUCGCCUCGCGCUGGGCCCUAACGAGCAUUUAAGAACAAGUGAAUUACGUCUUCCUGUCUCGAGUCCAGCACUACAGAUGUGCAGCUGUUGUGACGUCUCACUCUGUGAUUGGCUGACAGCAGAGGAGGGCGGUGACGGAGCGCGCUUCACUGUCUUUGCCGGCCUGUAGGAAAACGUAGAUCGCCUCCCCCGCACCGGCAGCAGCGGCAUCAAGUGCGCGCUUUUACCCGAUAAUUCGACUCUAACGGCCUCCUGUCAGUGGGAAAAACAGCCGACAUGUCUUUUCUCGGCGUCAUCGGCAAACAACUGAAGAGCCAUCCCGCUCUGAUCCCCCUCUUCAUCUUCAUCGGUGGUGGGGUGACCAUGAGCGCCGCCUACUUGGCUCGACUGGCUCUGAAAAAUCCAGACGUAUCAUGGGAUCGCAAGAACAACCCUGAGCCCUGGAACAAACUGGAGCCCACUCAGCAGUACAAACUGUUCGCAGUGAACAUGGACUACUCCAAGCUGAAGAAGGACAGGCCUGAUUUCUAAGUGGCUGUGUCUCUGACAUUGUCAGCAGUGUGAAGAGCCUUUUGCACCUUUGAAUAUAUAUUUGAAAUGAAAUGAGUGAAAGUGACGCCGCACACCCAGUGAGAGUAUCAUUCAGGCAGGGGAUCGAUGGCUGACUGAAUAAAGCAGGCAACCACCUGUUUUACUAAUUUAUGAAUUUAUUUUUUGACUAUGUUGUAAAUCAUUAAAACUGUUUCAAUCACA